This is a messenger RNA of Triticum aestivum (bread wheat), 1262 nucleotides long. Its product is annotated as WD repeat-containing protein RUP2. Gene Ontology annotation, molecular function: protein binding. Gene Ontology annotation, biological process: response to UV-B. The record is from RefSeq and is a predicted model, not a curated record. Lineage: Eukaryota; Viridiplantae; Streptophyta; Magnoliopsida; Poales; Poaceae.
CGGCGGCCGUAGACGACGUCGAGGGCGCCGAGCUGUCGCCCCCGCGCUGCGAAUGGGAGUUCCGGCUCGCGGCCACCGUGCCGUCCCCGUCGCUGGCCGGCGCGUCCGAAGCCAUCGGCAGCGUCGACUUCGACCCCGCCGGCCGCCUCCUCGCCACGGGCGGCAUCGCGCGCAAGGUCCGGAUAUACGGCGUCGCCAGCCUGCCGUCGUCGCCUAGCCCCGCCGCGUGCAUCUGCGUGCCGGCCAAGCUCAGCAGCGUGCGGUGGCGCCCCGAGGAGGGGGGCGGCCGCGCGGUGGGCUGCGGCGACUACGACGGCGUCGUGACGGAGUACGACGUGGAGCGCGGCGUCGCGGCGUGGGAGCGCGACGAGCACUCCGGGAGGCGGGUGUGGGCGCUCGACUACGCGCCCCGAGGCGGUCACACGUCCAUGACGGCGUCCGGCUCGGACGACCGGACGGCGCACGUCUGGGACCCGCGCGCCCCCUCGGGGUCGUGGGCCACGGCGCGGGCCGGCGGCGCGGUGCUGUGCGUGGAGUUCGACCCGUCCGGCGGGCCGCAGCUGGCGGUGGGCUCGGCGGACCGGCGCGCGGCCGUGUACGACGUGCGCGCGCUGGGCCACGGCGCGGUGGCGUCCAUGGACGGGCACGCGCGCGCCGUGACGUACGUGCGGUGGGCGCCGGCGCGGCGGGUGGUGACGUCGGCCGCAGACGGGACGCACCGACUGUGGGAGUGGCCGUCGACGCCGGAGCUAUCGGGGCCGGCGCGGGAGGUGCGGUCGUACAGCGGCCACGUCAGCGGGCGGAGCUUCGUGGGGAUGGGGCUGUGGCGCGGCGCCGGGCUGGUGGCCAGCGGGUCCGAGUCCAACCACGUCUUCGUCUACGACCUCAGGUGGGGCAAGCCUGUCUGGGUGCACCCCUUCGACGUCGCCUCCGACAGCUCCUCCGACGCCGAAGGGUUUGUCAGCGCCGUGACCUGGCUGCAGGGUGAUGCCGACGGCGGCGGGGCGCUCGUCGCCGGCAGGUCGGACGGCGUGCUGAAGAUGUUCACGUGCCAACCACGCCGGGGAGAUGACCACCAGGUGGACGACCUAUAGCGGCCACACUCUCUGCUGCCCAUUCUGAGCCAGUGUGCGUGUGAGAGAGAUUAAUUCUUGCGUUUCAAUUAUGAUUAUUAUACUUGUUUUUCUUUUGUUGCGCACAAAAAAACAAACUUGCUAGAGCACAGGGGAUAUGAUUCUUUCCCUUUUUCUUUUUCUUUAUGU